ACUUCGUACUUUCUUUGGGAGCUGCCAACGGAGCUCCAUCCAACUUCUUGCGCUUUGCAGCCUGCAUCUACCCAACAGCUUUAUUGCCUGCGCACACGCUCCCGCCGCUUCAAGCAGCCCCCCAGCAGUCAUGAUCGCCACCACGAUCCGGACCCCUCCCUCUGUCGAGGACUACGUCCCGCUCGCCGAGUACGAGUCGCAGACCCCCGAGUCCUUUGCCGACGGCAAGGCGGUCCUGCACCUCCAGCUCGCCGCCGCGACGAUCCAGGCCCCCAAGGCGCAAUGCGGCAGCCUCGCUAUCUUCCCGGCGGACCUACCUCCCGCUGAGAGCACCCAGACGAACGGCGACAGCGCGAACGAGGCAAUUGUGGAGCAAACGGUGGACGUCUAUGUCACCUCGGAGAACUUUAUCGUCUUCAACCAGCAGGCCGGCGCCGGCGUCUCGAUUCCCUACCCAUCCAUCUCCAUCCACGCUCUGAAGCAAAUCGGCCCGGAGUCAGAGGAGAAGCGCCCGCAGGCCGUUUGGAUGCAGGUUGAGAUCUCAGACGGCGGCUCCGGCGACGAUGACUUUAACAUGACCGAGCUCACCAUCAUCCCAGCCACCCGUGAUGGGGACGCAGUCGACGAGCCCAGCGCCGCCAAGAAGCUCUACGAGGCCAUGUCCAACUGCUCCGACCUGCACCCAGACCCCGAUGACGAGGGCGACGAGGACGAGGCCGACAGGAUCGUAUUCGACACCAGCGUCGAUCCCGAGGCCCUCGAGGGCUUCACGGGCGUCCUGCGCGGCACGGCCGACGGCACUCUGCCGCCGCCCAUGCCGGGCAGCGGCGGCUGGAUCACCGCCGAGAACAUGCAUGAGUACUUUGAUGAGGAUGGCAACUGGCUCGGCCGGGAUGGCGAGGGCGACGACACCGCACCGGUAGAUGGCGAGCUCGGCGAGGGCGCGGGACGAACGCGCGGUCGCGACGAGGUCGAGGGCCUUGGCGACGGGGUCAAUGGCCACGCAAACGAAGAGGACCCGGAGAUUAAGCGCCCCCGUGUCGAGUGAGCAGUUUGCGCGCGCCAUUAGUUGGAACGUUCGGACAGAUGGGAAUUGGGUCGGAGCAUGGCGUUCUGGACGGGAAAACAAAGCAGGAUGUGAGAUUACAAUCAGAAUUCGGGACGGGUAAACCGAGAGGUAGAGACAGACACGCGGGUCGCCCCGCGCAGCAAACACAAUGGGAAGCUCGAUUCAAAGUCAGGUCCGCCUCGGCAGAUUACAUUACAUCAAAAGCUACAAGCUCAAAAGUUGAAAAGGUGCGGCAGCAGCAUCUCGAUUACAUCCUCAUCCAUCGACGCUGCACUUUGCCCUCGGGCGACGAGAGCAGGAAGCCCUCCUUGUCCUGGACGCUCGAGCUCUUGCUGCUGUCGCUGCUGUACCGCCGCUCGACACGGCGCAUCUCCUCGGCGGCGAGGUACUUGGCCGGCGUGAGCUUGACCUUGCUCGGAGCCCAUGUCGACGACGUGGUGGUUGUGGUCGCGUUGGAAGGGGCCGCUGAGGACGCAGUGGACGGCUCGCGGCUCAGGUUGGACCCUCG
This is a messenger RNA of Purpureocillium takamizusanense, 1577 nucleotides long. RefSeq lists its product as uncharacterized. Gene Ontology annotation, cellular component: cytosol; spliceosomal complex. NCBI's taxonomy places the organism in Eukaryota, Fungi, Ascomycota, Sordariomycetes, Hypocreales, Ophiocordycipitaceae. The record is from RefSeq and is a predicted model, not a curated record. Gene Ontology annotation, biological process: mRNA cis splicing, via spliceosome. The coding region runs from base 131 to 1048 and encodes 305 amino acids. The transcript is spliced from 3 exons.